Patiria miniata (bat star) is the source of this 4983-nucleotide messenger RNA. RefSeq names its product iduronate 2-sulfatase-like. Gene Ontology annotation, molecular function: iduronate-2-sulfatase activity. The coding region runs from base 1448 to 2554 and encodes 368 amino acids. Lineage: Eukaryota; Metazoa; Echinodermata; Asteroidea; Valvatida; Asterinidae. The record is from RefSeq and is a predicted model, not a curated record. The transcript is spliced from 4 exons.
UACUGGACCACUCCACUACCGCGAUUGUGAUUGGCCAAUCGACUAUGAUCAAUAAAAUAUGUCUUCUGAUUGGCUAAUGUGCGUUCGAGGCUGAGCGGUAUAUUUUGAACAUUAAAAAAAUUUGAAAAAAACAAUAUUACUAAUUAAUGUAACCAAAUCUCGCGGGUGAAAAGUAACCGAACGUUUCUUGGAUUUUUCCCUGCAAAACCAUACCAAAAUCAUGCCCACCCCAUUUGUAGACCAGGUAGAAGAGAGAAAUGUGGCCAUGGCCUAGGCUCUACGAGAACAUGAUUGGUUUUCUUGGUUUUUCUAGCAUCUACAAGCCCAAAACUUGAAACAAGUCUGUUUAGCAAUAUCUGCUAUAGCAUGCUAAUCCUCCUUAUCCAUUUAUUUCUGAAAAUUGCAGCAAAAGCAAAUGUUGUACAUUCCCUUUAAAACUAAAUUAGAUUAAAUUAAAUACAUUAAAUUAAACUAAGAAAAAUAAAUUGCUAAAAGAACGAUAAAUAAAAUUACCAAAAAAAGCGAGUUUGCAGCCCUUCUAUUUGGGCAUUCAACAUCUCCCUGGGUCUAGGGAUUGCGAAAGCCUUAGGUGCUGCCCUCUACAGACAGAAUAUCAUGGUGUUCAUGUAUCUGGACAAUUGGCUGGUGGUCGGUCGGUCAAAGCAGUAAGUCAGCAAAGCAUUCAAUUUGACCUUGCGUAUGGCGACUCAACUUGGAUUCCUCAUCAACGAAACGAAGUCGCAACCAACUCCCACACGGACCCCAACUUUCCUGGGAGUAGUGAUAAUCUCACAACAAGAACUGCCUUCCCUACAGAUAUACGCACCCAAAACUCCAACAAUGUGUAACAUUGUUACUCAAAAAAAUUGUGGUCCCAGCAGCAGCAUGGCUAAAACUACUGGGAUUAAUGGCAAGUAUGGUGGACCUGGUGGCUUAUUGUCGACUUCACAUGCGCCCACUUCAACUCCACCUCCUUGCUCACUAUCAACUGAGACAUAUCCCAAUCAGCCUCAUGGUACCAUGUUGUCUACCUACAGCCACACCUUCUAUGGUGGCUAGAUCCUGUCAAAUUGACAAGCAGCCUAAAAUUCCCAAAACGGCUACCAACAAAAGUCCUAACCACAGAUGCCUCUCGGUCAGGCUGGGGAGCCACAUUUGCUUCUCGUCAAAUAGCAGGAUGUGGCUCCAACAUCAACAAGCUUGGCACAUCAAUGUCCUAGAGCUGCAGGCAGUUUUCAAUGCUCUCAAAUAUUUCUAACCAAGCAUUCAGAUUUGGAUGGUCUUGAUAAAUGCCACAACACCACAGUUGUUUCAAACAUCAAUCGCGAGGGAGGCACUUGGUUGGGACAACUUUGCCUCCUCACAUGGGAACUACUCCAAUGGUGCCUGAAGUUCAACAUUUCAUUGAUAGCCACGCAUCUUCCAGUCAAGUACAAUUGUAUCACCAAUGCAUUGUCCAUUGGGAUCAUCCGUCCAACAGAAUGGACACUGCAACCCCAGGUACCCAAAGGAAUACAAAUCAUUGUACCCUUUGGAUUCAAUGAGUAUGGCCCCCAACCCAUACUACACCAAAGGCCUGCCCCCGCCAGCCUGGGAACAUUGGAAUGAUGUUCGAGUUGGUGAAGAUAUUCCACUUUCCAAGGACAAGCCAUACUAUGGACCGUUGCCACCCAAAUACCAUCUUCUGAUGCGGCAGUCAUACUUUGCAGCUACUUCCUAUGUGGACUAUGAAAUUGGCCGUGUUCUAUCAACACUGGAGGAAGAGGGAUUUGCGGAUAGCUCAAUCAUUGCAUUAGUUGGUGAUCAUGGCUGGCAGCUUGGAGAGCACCAGGAGUGGUCAAAGUACAGCAACUAUGACUCUGCAACAAGAGUGCCUCUCAUGUUCUAUAUACCUAAGGUUACCGACAAACACUGGCCACAUCAGCACAAAUUCCGUCUUAUUGACCCACUUGACAGAAUCCAUCAGACUGAACAACAGGAUGCAUUUGACAAUGUCACACCACAGUACAAUCAAUCACUAGGGUUUGUAAGCAAUGCUUUAGUUGAGCUUGUUGAUAUUUUUCCAACACUGUCAAAGAUUGCAGGGAUUACUGUGCCCCCAGUGUGCCCCAUAGACACCUUCCAUACUGAUUUCUGUGCAGAGGGUGUUAGCCUUCUCCCUGUUAUAUGUAAUGUCACUGCAACAGUGAAUUGUGGGUUAAUUGUUCGAUGGAAGAAUGCAAGUUUCAGUCAGUACCCUCGACCAACUUUCUUUCCUUCCCAUAAAACUAACACACCCAAGUUGACUGAGAUUAAUUUAAUGGGAUAUUCUAUGCAUACAAAGAAGUAUCGAUAUGUGGAGUGGCUUUCCUUCAACCAUACAGAUUAUGCAGUUAAUUGGACAGAACCUGUGGCAAGAGAGCUUUAUAGUUACAAAGUUGAUCCUCUGGAAAUGCAGAACGUAGCCAAUGCAUCUCAAUAUCGGAACCUCAUCAAAGAGCUCUCUCAACAACUUAGGAGUAACUGGAGACAUGCAUUGCCAGUUCUGAAAAAGAAAACAAAUACAACCGAGUAGAAGCAAAACAAUAUGAGAAAUGACAAACUACAUUAUUUCAAAACAACUCAAGUAAAGGAACGUUUUAGGAAACAUUACCAAAUUUGUCAUUUUAAUAAAAAAAAUUCAGGUUUCAGGUUUCAGGUUUAUUUCCAUACUAUAUGGUAAUUAAGUUGAAUAAUAUACAUCAGGUAAACAUUUUAACGAAACUUUGAAAUAAUAGUAUGGGGAGGCCAGACAAGAAGCCGAAGCUUGUACUAGGUCUGCCCCCUUCACAAAGAAUACAUGUAGUUAUACAAUUCAUGAAUAAUCAUAGGAUAUAUCAAUAAUAUGUGAUUACAUUAAAUUCACGAGCUCAUGCAAAACUUUACAAAAAAAGAAUAAGUUACUUGAAGUAAAUUUACCAUCCUUGGCUUUACAUGUGUUGUUAAUAAUUUUACUUGGCAAUAAAGUAAUAAUUUUGCUCUUAAUCACCAUUGAUAUUAGCCGUAGUGAGAAGUAGUUUUUUAUAAUACAAUUUACAUGCUCUAAUUGAGGUCAUUGGGCAGAGAGAUCGAAUUUUAUUCCAAAGGAGGGGCCCCUGGUGUCGUACAGUUGAGAGGUGUAGGGAUGUUCUAACUUUAUUAAGAUGAAGCUUAUUUGACGAUCUUGUGUCGUAAUGAUGAAUAUCUGUGUUCAUUACAAAAAACGAUUUAAUAUUCAAAGGCAGUAUGUUUUUUUCAAAAUUAUACAUUAGAGCACACAAUUUAUAUUUAUAAAGAUCAUAUACAGAUAAGGUGUUGAACUUAACAAAUAGCGGGGCAGAGUGAUCCUUAAAACUAGAACCAUUAAUCAGUCUUAAAGAUUUCUUCUGUAAAACGAGCAAUUUAUCAAGAUAGGUUUUAUGAGUAUCACCCCAGGCAAGUAUACCAUAUUGAAGAUGAGGCAAGGAUAACGUAUUAUAAAUUGAAAAUAGAACACGGGAUGGGACAAAAUAUCUCAGUUUUCUAAGAAUACCAAGGUUGCGAGAUAUAAUUGUAAGGACUUUCUGACAAUGAUUUUUCCACGUUAACUUAUCAUCAAUAAUGACCCCCAAAAACUUACAGGAAUCAACCUUUUCAAUAUGAUGAUUGUUAAAACGAAUCUGAAUACUUUUAUCUACAAUUCGAUUUGUAAAAAACAUCGUAUGUGUUUUCUUAAAAUUCAAAGAUAAUUUAUUACAUACAAACCACUCAAAUACAUUAGUUAGCUCAUUGUUCAAUAUGUCAACAGCAUCAUUCAAAUGUUUACUACUGUAAAAUAUAUUUGUAUCAUCUGCAAAUAAAAGAACGUCAGAGGUCGAGUAGAAUUACAAAUAUCAUUAAUAUAAAUAAGAAAUAAGAUAGGUCCUAGGAUUGAGCCCUGAGGUACACCACAUGUGAUUGGUUUGUAAUUGGACUUUUUAUUUUGCCAGACAACAAAUUGUUUCCUAUUUCUCAAGUAAUCUUUAAACCACUCGAGUUCAGUACCUCUGACACCAUAUGUUUGUAGUUUAUUAAUUAGAAUAUCAUGAUUUAUGGUAUCAAAUGCCUUAGAAAGAUAAAAAAAAAAAAUACCAAUUGUAUGUUCACGUUUGUCCAGACUAGAUGUUAUUUUAUCAACUAAAUUAAUCAAGGCAAGUUCAAUUGAAUAUUUGGCCCUGAAGCCAUACUGAGAUUGUGACAGUAUGUUAAAUUUAGCAAUAUAUUUUUCAAGACGGUUUGCAACUAACCUUUCUAGCAAUUUUGAGAAGCAUGGCAAUACAGAUAUGGGGCGAUAAUUAGUGACAUUGGAACGAUCACCAUUUUUGUAAACUGGAGUAACUUUAGCAGUUUUAAGUUCAUUAGGGACCUCUCCGGGAAUUAAAGAGUGAUUAAAAAUAUCUGUUAAAGGGUGAACAAUAAAAGGAGCAAUAUUUUUUAUCAAAAUAUUAUCAAGUUCAUCAUGACCAGAGCUCUUCUUAUUUGGAAGUUUACUGAUACAAUCAAAUAGUUCUUCCUCGGUGACUGGGCUUAAGAAUAGAGAAUCGGGAAAGUUACCUUUGAUAUAUGUUAUCGGGUCAGAAGUACUAUGUUGUAUCUUAGAAGCUAAAUCUGGACCAAUGUUAACAAAAUGUUGAUUGAAAUGCUCUGCAAUCGUUUGAGGGUCGUUAACAUCAUUAUUGUUUAUUUUGAUCGAGUUAACUGGCUUGAUGUUUUUGCGCUUUUUAUUUAAAAUUUCAUUUAUGAUUUUCCAGGUAUUUUUUAUGUUGUUUUUUUGUUGCUCAAAAGACUCUGAGUAAUAUAUUUUCUUGGAGGCUCUAAUAACGGUGGUUAAUUUGUUUUUAUAUCUGUUAUAUUUGAGUUUGUUGAUCUCAGAAGGUUUUGUAAGAAAUACUUUAUACAGUUUAUUUUUCUUUUUUAUAGACUUGAGUAGACCUUAGAAAUAAAAUGAAUUUUAUAAAAUGGCUUGAA